ACUUUACUUAAAUCUGUCGAUCACUUAAAAAAACACUGAGCAGUGACACGACUACCAGACGUCGAAAACGAGAGCUGAACGGCGCAUAUCGGUGAAGAGCUCCGCAUGUCUUUCACGGAUAUAACAUACUUUUUAAAAAGCUGGCUGUUCCUGGCAGAUUAUCAUCACAGGCACAUUACUGAAAUCUCUAACACGCAGCGUGGAUACUGUUUAUGGGAUUGGUAGCUUUCUUUAAGGCUGAGGAAAGAUGGAGGACCUGGACCCUUCGGAGCAGCUUCUCCAUGAUGCCAGGAACGGGAACCUUCUAGGAAUUCAGAAGCUGCUGCUGUCCAGCCUGAAAGAGGAGUUCAGACUUAACAUAAACUGCAUAGGGAAGAGCAAGAGCAACUUCGGUUGGGCGCCUCUGCACCUAGCCAGUUACUUUGGGCAUCGAAAUGUGGUCGAGGAGCUGCUGAAGGUUGGAGCAGAUGUGAACCUGCCCAACAAUGUGGGCGACACACCGUUGCACAAGGCCGCUUUCACCGGCAGAAAGGAAGUCGUGAUGUUACUCUUGCAGUAUAAUGCCUGUGCUACUGUACUUAAUGGGACUGCUCAGAUCCCAAAAGACGUUACGAAUAAUGAGGAAAUAAAAAUUAUGUUGGAAGCUGCAGAAAGGACAGAGGAGAGGAAGCUGGAAGAGCAGUUCUUGGGAGCCGCCCGGGAAGGGGACAUGGCCGUGCUGAUCCAGCUGCUGAACAGGAAGAAGCCCCCCAACAUCAACUGCAUUGACCUGCUGGGGAAUACAGCCCUGCACUGCGCCGCCUACCGGGGCCAGAAGCACUGCGCUCUCAAGCUGCUGAAGAGUGGCGCCAGCACCGUGGCCAGGAACAAAAAGGAUCAGAUCCCACUGGACCUGGCCAGCAAUGCGGAGAUGAGGCAGAUUCUGCAGGGCAGUGGGCAGAGAGGCACGGCUCGCAACGUGCAGAUGCAUCAAGGGCCUCUUUGGAAGAGUUCCCGCUUCAUAGGAUGGCGUCUUUACUGGGUGGUCCUCCAGGAUGGGGUUCUCUCCUGGUUCCCUAAACAGUCAGAUGCAGCUGCCAAUGUCCGACGGCAGGGCUGCAAAGCACUGACUCAGGCCCGCUGUACGGUGAGAGAACGAGAUCCCUGCUUUUUUACGCUGAAAUGCUUCGACGACAGUAUCCACCAUUUUAAAGUGGACCCCAAGAAGGAUCCGGAAGCCACAAGAAAAAGGUGGCUGGACGCCAUGGAGGAGCAUUCGGCCUACAGCACACACUACUGUUCCCAUGAGCAGGAGAGCGAGGACGACGAGGACGACGCAGUGACCUUGGCUGAGCUGAGCGAGUCCUUGCAGUCCGCCCAGGCCUGUCAGCAGAGACUGGAGACAGAGGUCUGUGCCCUGCAGGCUAUGGUGAGGAAGGAUGAGCGGACCCUCCAUCUGCCUCCUCAGGUCCUGGAGAAGGUGAAGGAGACCUGUGCUCUCUCCGGAGAUGUGUGCGCAGCCCUCCGCCACUGCCUGACACUCUUCUCCCAGCACGAGGGGGUGCGUAGCCAGAAGCUGGAGCACGAGGUGGAGAAGAACAAGAUCUUGUCAGAAGCACUGCAGACACUGGCCACUGAGCACCACGAGUUGGAGCAGUCGGUUGUCAAGGGUUCAUCACCCCGGAGCGCGCUCAGUGAGGAUGAGUUCUACGACGCCAUCUCUGAGUCCGACUCGGCGCACUCCUUGAGUGGGUUUGAGACAGUCGCCAGCCACUCCUUCGAGGAGGACGAAGAGGAGGAACAGGAGAAGGAGAGGCACGUCCGGCCAACGGGUGGCCGCAGAUUUCCCGCCAGCAUGUCACGGGAAGACGAGGAGGUCCCCUUGGAGCUCCAGGCCAAUGGCGUCAGGAGGCACAGGACGAGCCUUCCAGCUCCCAUGUUCUCCAGGAACGACUUCAGCAUCUGGAGCAUCCUGAGGAAAUGCAUCGGCAUGGAGCUGUCCAAGAUCACCAUGCCGGUCAUCUUCAACGAGCCGCUUAGCUUCCUGCAGCGCCUCACUGAAUACAUGGAGCACACGUACCUCAUCCACAGGGCCAACUCCUCUUCAGACUCCAUUGAGAGGAUGAAGUGUGUGGCAGCCUUUGCAGUGUCAGCCGUCGCCUCACAGUGGGAGAGGACGGGCAAGCCCUUCAACCCGCUGCUUGGGGAGACCUACGAGCUGGUCAGGGAGGACCUGGGGUUCCGGCUGAUCUCAGAACAGGUCAGUCACCACCCCCCUGUCAGUGCCUUCUACGCCGAAGGGAUGAAGAACGACUUCGUCUUCCAUGGCUCCAUAUACCCCAAGCUCAAGUUCUGGGGCAAGAGUGUGGAGGCUGAGCCCAAAGGCAUCAUUACCCUGGAGCUGCCCAGGUAUGGUGAAGCGUACACAUGGACCAACCCCACCUGCUGCGUUCACAACAUCAUCGUGGGCCAGCUGUGGAUUGAACAGUACGGCAACGUGGAGGUGAUCAACCACAAAUCUGGGGAAAAAUGCUGUUUGAGCUUCAAACCCUGCGGCCUGUUCGGAAAGGAGCUUCACAAAGUGGAAGGCUACAUCCUGGAUAAGAGCAAGAAGAAGUUGUGUGCCCUCUACGGGAAGUGGACUGAGUGCCUGUACACCUUGGACCCAGCGGCUUAUGACACCCAUAAGAAGAACGACAGGAAGAAUGCGGAGGAGAAGAAGGGCAAACAUGGCCCCGGUGCCGAGGAGAUCGAGGAGAUGCCCCUCCCUGACGUUGAGACUGUGGAGAUGAUCCCGGGCAGCCAGCUGCUGUGGAGAAUAGCACCAAGGCCUCCCAACUCCACCGAGAUGUACAGCUUCACCCUGUUCGCCAUGCAGCUGAACGAAUUCGAUAAGGACAUGGAGGGGGUCAUUCCCAAGACGGAUUGCCGGCUGCGGCCAGACAUCCGAGCCAUGGAGAACGGGGAUAUAGACAUGGCAAGUGAGGAGAAGAAGCGGCUGGAGGAAAAGCAGCGAGCCGCCCGGAAAGUCCGCUCAAAAUCCGACGAGGACUGGAAGAUGAGGUGGUUCAACCAAGCACCCAACCCUCACAACGGUGCCCAGGAUUGGAUCUUCUCUGGUGGUUACUGGGACAGAAACUAUGCCGGACUUCCUGAUAUUUAUUAGUGUGCCCUUUGAUGAAGUGAAGACGCUCGACAUUUCUGACGUCAGCUUCUGCAGUUUAACUCCUGUCCUGUGGGUGGUGCUGUUCUUUGUGUUGUUGAUGUUGUGACCCUUUUUUUGGGCUGGGUUUUGUCUGUUUUUUUUUUUGGUUUUUUUUAAAGAUUCCCCCCUAUAAUGGCCUUUAACACUUGCUUAAUUUAAAAAAUAUAUGUAUUUAAAGUAUUUCUAGUGUAGAUGUGUAUUUUUAUUUUAUAUUUUAGCAUCUAACCACACAAAUUACUUUUCCAGUAAGACACAUUUAAAUGAAAUCUGUCAUCCCAGACCAAGGAUGAGUUGCUCAGGUUUCAAAUCUCUGUGGAGUUAAAUCAUCUCUUUGCACUAAUAUCAUGUACGCUUUGAUUUUAUUUUUUAAGAUGCAGUGUCUUGAGUUGAAUAUGAAUCUUUUUUUUUUGUUUGUUUGUUUAAUGAAUGUUCGUGUUACCAUAUCAGCAGUGUAAAGUGCAUUAAAGGAGCACUGAAGGUUCAUGCACCUGUGCAUGCAACGGGUUGAAGUUACUUGUCUGUGGCGUAUUAAUCGAGGGAGUCACUUCGAGUUCAUUUCCGGCUGAUGUCCACUGCUGAACUUCAGACUGAAAGGUUAUCCUGUACCCUACUGCAGGGUUUGGUUUGCUUUGCUUUCACCCCUGUGACCUUCUCAGGACAAACUGUCGAGUGGAUUUGACCCCAAACACCCCCCCUCUCCCCCCCCCCGCUGGUUUCCGACUUGGAGACGUCUCAGUAUUUCCGGAACGUUCCUGUUCCUGCACCGUGUGCUUGCGGCAGACUGUCUGUUGGAAUAUAAAGAGACUGUGAGAGUCCCACUUGCUGCUGACGGCGGAUUAAAGAGGAUUAAAAAGUCUCGUGGAUUAAAGAGCAUUUAGUAAGGAUCCGCAAAUGGGGCUGGAUGCUGCACCGUUCUUCCUUGCCUCGCGAAACAUUUUCAAGAUGUCAGCUAUGCAAAGCAGGAAGAGGACUCUUGGGUUAAAGGUCAACUAUGUGUGGUCCAGCCUCUCCCCCUGGAGAACAGACACUCAUGUGAUCACUUAUAGGCAGCCCUCCAGGACACUUAGUCAUACUGACUGUAGGUGAGCUGUUGAGCUCUUAACGUGUAGUUUUAUUUGGUCUUGAAAUCUGUGUAUAUGAAAUGUUAGACUAUAACUUCUAAUGCUGCUAAAUAAAAGCUUGUAAUUAGGAA
Brienomyrus brachyistius is the source of this 4376-nucleotide messenger RNA. It is a transcript of the gene osbpl1a, whose product is annotated as oxysterol binding protein-like 1A. Gene Ontology annotation, cellular component: intracellular membrane-bounded organelle; membrane; cytosol. Gene Ontology annotation, molecular function: cholesterol binding; protein binding. NCBI's taxonomy places the organism in Eukaryota, Metazoa, Chordata, Actinopteri, Osteoglossiformes, Mormyridae. The record is from RefSeq and is a predicted model, not a curated record.